Messenger RNA from Centruroides sculpturatus (bark scorpion), 1013 nucleotides. RefSeq lists its product as uncharacterized. Lineage: Eukaryota; Metazoa; Arthropoda; Arachnida; Scorpiones; Buthidae. Bases 1 to 825 code for a protein of 274 amino acids. The transcript has 5 exons. The record is from RefSeq and is a predicted model, not a curated record.
AUGAGGACUCUGAAGACAGCCAGCCUUAAGGUAUAUGGAUCAUGUGAAAGAGCUAGGAUAAAUAGAGGAUUAUUAUCAGAAAGCCAUAAAAAAUUACAAAAAUUAAAUCAAGGUUUAGAAGAAAAAAUGUUAAAAGUUGUUGAAAAAUUUGAAACUGAGAAAAAUGCUCUUACUAGAGAUAUUGCAGAUCUAACAUCUAAAUUAGUUGAUGCUCGUCUUACAAUUGCUGAAUUAGAAGAAGAAAAUGAACAAUAUAGAAAUGAUUGUAAUGUUGCUGUCCAACUAUUGCAAUGCAAACCUUCAAGUUUUAUGUCUCAUAAAUUAAACUCUCUUCCUCAUGAUUUGCAAGAAAAAGUUAAGAAACAUUUGACUCCACGUACAAAACGUGAAAUGCCAUCCCCUCAAAGUACUGAGAUACGUACUAUUAGAGUUCCAAUACCAACUUUGCCUUCAACAGCAAUGGUAUAUUCUGUGAGUGAUGUAACAUCAUCAAUUAAUUCACAAGAAGAUGUAGGAAAUGGUUCUAAUGGUGUAACUCCAGAUUAUGUAUCUGCAGCAAUUAUGGCCAAAGUUUUAGAAGAACGUGCUAAGGAAAGAACUUCACGUAGACAGUAUAAAUGUCAGUUAUGUCGAAGAUGUAAAUAUCCAACUGAUUUAAAAGAUAAAUCUACUCAGACAAAACUGUUAGCAAAAUCAUUUACACUUUGUAAAUGUAUUGAUGGAUUUUAUCAUUCACAAGAAAGAUCCAAUUGUUUUUCUAAUUGGGAAUUACCAAAUUAUCGAAUUCGAUCUGCCCCGUCCAUGAGUGUUGAAACUGAAAUUUAAGAUAUAAAAUAAUAUCACUUCAAAACAUACAUAAAAUUACCAAUGCACCCUUUUCCAAGCUUUUGUGAUGUUGAGCUUUCAACUUUAUUUUGCUAAAUGCAAUAUCACAAAUAUUUUAUAAUUCAGUUUAUAAUGGAAAUUUUGUUUUUGAAAUGAUCUCAGGUAAGUUAUUGAUAAAUUUAGAACUU